Etheostoma cragini (Arkansas darter) is the source of this 7635-nucleotide messenger RNA. It is a transcript of the gene tanc2b, whose product is annotated as tetratricopeptide repeat, ankyrin repeat and coiled-coil containing 2b. Gene Ontology annotation, molecular function: protein binding. Gene Ontology annotation, biological process: regulation of dendritic spine morphogenesis. Gene Ontology annotation, cellular component: dendritic spine. Bases 524 to 6874 code for a protein of 2116 amino acids. The transcript is spliced from 31 exons. The record is from RefSeq and is a predicted model, not a curated record. NCBI's taxonomy places the organism in Eukaryota, Metazoa, Chordata, Actinopteri, Perciformes, Percidae.
CACAUGACUUUAGUUGUGGAUGGCCCCGACACUUGGCACAUUUAGCGGGCGAGAAGUAGCCGCCAGUCCGGCCACUGCUACCUGCUGCAAACCGCGUCUGCGCCGCGUACACCAAUGGGUGUCGCUUCUGUGAGAGUGUUGUGCAUCGGGACUGAUUGUAGCCGCUUUGAUCGCUGCAGUUAUUUUCAGAGUCACUGCUUAAGCUAUUUCGGACCGUUUGGAAACGUGUAGACUGGUCGGGUGAUUUGGAUUGAGGAGCCGCACGGAGCGCUGCAGCAGACACGGUACCCGGAGCCGCAGCAGCAGCAGGGGAGGCACGGAUGAGAUGCCCAAAAACUGACCAGAAAAACAAAGGUUCAAGUCUAGUAAAGAAGACUGUUGGGUGCCCUCUGGAGAGGGAUCAGGACUUUGGUUCAGCCCAGCGAAAUGUAGCGCCUCACUGCCCUCAAAGCCGGAUUUGGAGACCUGCCUGCUGUCUACUCAUGAUUUUUCUGUAGUGUAGUCCAAGGCAUCUGCUGCAGUCAUGUUUAGGAACAGCUUGAAGAUGUUGCUGACGGGAGGGAAGGCCAACCGCAAGAGUCGCAGCAGCGAUGGUGGGAGUGAAGACUUGGCAGACCCCCGCUCGCCCAGUCUAGACCCUCACCUGAGCCACAUCGGCCAAGGUGGCAGCAUAGACAGCGACUGUGCCUUUGAAGGAGAUUACGCUGUGCCCCCUCUCUCUAUGACUGAGGGCAUGCAGCACAUUCGCAUCAUGGAGGGCGUGUCACGCUCGCUGCCCUCCUCCCCGCUGCUCACCCACCAGACCAUCAGUGUCAGGCUACAGCCCGUGAAGAAGCUCACAGCCCCUCUGCGGAAAGCAAAGUUUGUGGAGGGCCCUCGCAUUCCACAAUCAGAGCUUGGCUCACCUACACACACCUCCACCACUGCCAAGAAUCCAGACCUGGACACAUACUGCCGUGGAGAGUCAAGCCAGGAGCUGGGCCCCCCUCCGUCGGUGGAUGAGGCAGCCAACACAUUGAUGACGCGCCUGGGUUUCCUUCUGGGAGACAAAGUGAGUGAGGGGCCAGCCGGUACUCAGUACAGCAUGGAGGAACCCGAAGCGAGACAGGGCCAGAACCAGAGGAUCAGCCCGUGCUCCACCCUGACCAGCAGCACUGCCUCACCCCCUGCAGGAAGCCCCUGCUCCACCCUCCCUCCUGUCAUGCCUGGCCAGGCUGGUAACAGGGACUGUGCCUACGGUUCUGUCACAAGUCCCACCUCAACCCUGGAGAGCAGGGACAGCGGGAUUAUCGCCACACUGACAAGCUACUCAGAGAACAUGGAGCGGGGCGGCAAAUACGGCGAGGGCUCCCGGGGAAACCUGAAACUGUGGCAGUCCCAGAAAUCAGGCAUGGACUCGUUCCUGUACAGAGUGGAUGAAAACAUGACCGCCUCCACCUACAGCCUCAACAAAAUCCCUGAGCGCAAUCUGGAGAGCAUGUCCUCCCACUCUGCCCACUCCAUCCCUCUGUACCUCAUGCCCCGACCUAACUCUGUGGCUGCUACUAGUUCAGCCCACCUGGAGGACCUGGCAUACCUGGAUGAGCAGAGACACACUCCAUUACGCACCUCGCUGCGCAUGCCCAGACAGAGCACCACCUGCGGGCCGGGUCGCUCCGGGCAGGACCUGAGAGUGCGUUUUGCACCCUAUCGGCCUCAAGACAUCGCCCUCAAACCUCUGCUAUUUGAGGUACCGAGCAUCACCAUGGACUCUGUCUUUACGGGCCGCGAGUGGCUCUUCCAGGAGAUCGAUGCCCACCUCAACAGCCCCAACGCCAGCACCAACCGCGGCGUGGCGGUAGUAGGCAACAUCGGCUUUGGCAAGACAGCGAUCAUCUCUCGUCUGGUGGCGCUCAGCUGCCACGGCACCCGCAUGAGACAGAUUGCCUCUGACAGCCCUCAGGCCUCACCCAAACAUGGAGAGGGGCCCCCUCUCACUCAGCCCCAGCCCACACAUGGCACCCUGGGAGGAGGCAGCUGUCCCGGGACCCCUGAGAUGAGGCGACGUCAGGAAGAAGCCAUGAGGAGGCUGGCGUCUCAGGUGGUGGCGUAUCACUACUGCCAGGCAGAUAACGCCUACACCUGCUUGGUGCCGGAGUUUGUGCACAAUGUGGCGGCUCUGCUGUGCCGCUCUCCACACCUCGUUGCCUACAGGGAGCAAAUGCUGAGGGAGCCGCACCUACAGAGCAUCCUGAGUCUGCGCUCCUGCGUCCAGGACCCCCUGGCCUCCUUCAGGAGGGGUGUCCUAGAACCCCUGGAUGCACUUUACAAAGAGAGGAAGAUCAACUCUGAGGAGGACCUCAUCGUCCUCAUAGACGGUCUGAAUGAGGCAGAGUUUCACAAGCCCGACUACGGAGACACCAUCGUGUCCUUCCUCACCAAAACCAUCAACAAGUUCCCUCCCUGGCUCAAACUGGUGGUCACAGUCAGAACCACGUUACAGGAGAUCACCAACGCUCUGCCGUUCCACCGCAUCUCACUGGACAGCCUGGAGGAGAAUGACGCCAUAGACCAGGACCUGCAGGGCUACAUCCUGCACCGCAUCCACAGCAGCCCGGAGAUCCAGAACAACAUCUCGCUCAACGGCAAGAUGGACAACACUACCUUCGGCAAGCUCAGCGGCCACCUCAAGACCCUUAGCCAGGGCUCCUAUCUGUACCUUAAGCUCACCUUUGACCUCAUCGAGAAGGGCUACCUUGUGCUCAAAAGCUCCAGCUAUAAGGUGGUUCCAGUCAACCUGGCAGAGGUGUACCUGUUGCAGUGCAACAUGCGUUUCCCCACGCAGUCAUCGUUCGAGCGGGCACUUCCUCUGCUCAAUGUGGCCGUGGCCUCGCUUCAUCCGCUGACCGAUGAGCAGAUAUAUCAGGCCAUCAACGCCGGUUCUCUGCAGGGCACACUGGACUGGGAGGAUUUCCAACAACGUGUAGACAACCUGUCAGUCUUCUUGGUAAAGAGAAGGGACGGUACCAGGAUGUUUGUUCACCCGUCCUUCAGGGAGUGGCUGAUCUGGAGAGAAGAAGGAGAAAAGACAAAGUUCCUCUGCGAUCCGAGGAGCGGUCACACCCUGCUGGCCUUCUGGUUCUCUCGACAGGAGAACAAGCUGAACCGACAGCAGACUAUUGAGCUGGGCCAUCACAUCCUCAAAGCACAUAUCUUCAAGGGUCUCAGCAAGAAAGUUGGGGUUUCCUCAUCCAUCUUGCAAGGCAUGUGGGUAUCCUACAGCACAGAGGGCCUUUCAGCUGCACUUUCUUCACUCCGAAACCUCUACACUCCCAACAUCAAGGUGAGCCGGCUGCUUAUGCUGGGCGGUGCCAACGUGAACUACCGUACGGAGGUGCUAAACAACGCCCCCGUUCUGUGUGUCCACUCCCACCUGGGCUACAUGGACAUGGUGGCUCUGCUGCUUGAGUACGGCGCCUCUGUCGACGCUCAGUCGGAAAGCGGCCUCACGCCAUUAGGCUAUGCCGCCGCUGGGGGACACAUGGCCAUUGUGACUGCGCUUUGCCGCAGGAGAGCAAAGGUGGACCACCUGGAUAAGAACAGCCAGUGCGCUCUGGUUCACGCAGCCCUCAGGGGCCACAUGGAGGUGGUGAAGUUCCUCAUCCAGUGUGACUGGGGCAUGUGGCAACAACAGCAGCAGCAGGAGUCGCCACAUAGCCAACAGGCCUUCACCAAGAACCAUGCAGUGCAGCAGGCCCUCAUCGCUGCAGCCAGUAUGGGAUACACAGAGAUUGUGUCCUACCUGCUGGACCUGCCAGAGAAAGAUGAGGAGGAGGUGGAGCGGGCUCAAAUCAACAACUUUGACACCCUGUGGGGGGAGACAGCUCUGACUGCAGCCUCUGGCCGGGGGAAGCUGGAGGUUUGUCGUCUGUUGCUGGAGCAGGGGGCGGCUGUGGCCCAGCCUAACAGACGAGGCAUCGUGCCGCUGUUCAGCGCCGUCCGGCAGGGACACUGGCAGAUCGUGGACCUCCUCCUCACACAUGGUGCAGAUGUCAACUUGGCUGAUAAGCAGGGUCGUACUCCUCUAAUGAUGGCCGCCUCAGAGGGACACCUGGGGACUGUUGAGUUUUUACUAACUCAAGGAGCCUCUUUGUCUCAGGUGGAUAAGGAGGGCCUGACCGCUCUGAGCUGGGCCUGUCUGAAAGGCCACUUACCUGUUGUCCGCUGCCUGGUGGAGAGCGGAGCCGCCACCGACCACGCAGACAAGAACGGACGCACGCCCCUCGACCUGGCUGCCUUCUACGGCGACUCUGAAGUGGUCCAGUUCUUGGUUGACCAUGGGGCCAUGAUUGAGCAUGUAGACUACAGUGGGAUGCGUCCUCUUGACAGGGCGGUGGGCUGCAGAAACACGUCGGUGGUGGUCGCCCUGCUCAAGAAAGGAGCCAAGAUAGGAUGUCAGACGCUGCCCAGUCGGCCCCGAGGUCCAGCCACAUGGGCCAUGGCCACCUCCAAACCCGACAUCAUGAUCAUCUUACUCAGCAAACUCAUCGAGGAGGGGGAUAGCUACUACAAGAAGGGGAAGGUGAAGGAGGCAGCGCAGCGUUAUCAGUAUGCCCUCAAAAAGUUUCCACGUGAAGGCUUCAGCGAGGACCUCAAGACAUUCAGGGAACUCAAAGUAUCACUCUUCCUCAACCUGUCCCGAUGUCGGAGGAAAAUGAAUGACUUUGGGAUGGCUGAGGAAUUUGCUACAAAGGCACUUGAACUGAAACCAAAAUCGUAUGAGGCAUACUAUGCCAGAGCACGCGCCAAGCGUAGCAGCAGACAAUUUCCUGAAGCCUUAGAGGACCUAAAUGAAGCCAUAAAGCAGUGCCCCAACAACCGAGAGAUCCUUCGGCUGCUCCAGAGGGUGGAGGAGGAAUAUCAUCAGCUCAACCAGGAAGAGCACCAGCAGCAGGACCUGGAGCUGGAGCCUCCUCCCUCCCCUCCUCCUACGCCUCCCCCAGAAGACGAGGAGUCCCUGUCCCUGUCCUUGUCCAUGCCUCUUCCUCCUCCCCCAGAACCUCGUCUGGAAGACAUGGAGCCUGUCCAGGACCUGUUUGAGGACGAGGACUACCUGGAGCAGGAGCUGGAGGCCAUGUCUGUGGGUCUGCCCCCACCUGAGUCUCACACCAAUUCUUCCAGCCUUCCCAUCAUUCAGAGCCCACCGCUCUCCCCCACACAUCCAGAUCACAUCUAUUUAACUGGAGGUUCGCCCAUGGGCCAGCCCUACGAAUAUCACCCCACCUCCUCUUCCAUGUCCUCUCCUACCCGCGGGUCAUACCAGCCCAUAUCGCCCUCCCUCUCCCCUACACAUCAGAACCACUACCGACACAGCCCGCCUCAUACCUCCCCAGUGCAUCAGUCGUCCUACGGCUUCAGCCCGCCUUCUAUGGGUGGUGGGGGUCAGGGCAUGGAUCACCAAAGCCCACCGCCUUCCCCUUUACGUCGGGCUGCUCAAUACAGAGCCAGUCCGCCAGUAGAGAGUGUUUGUCUAUACAGGUCCCAGUCUGGGUCACCUGUGCGGUACCAGACAGAGCAACUCCCCGGCCGACCCAAAUCCCCCCUCUCUAAAAUGAGCAGCCAGCGUUCAUUCCAGCUGAGCUCUCAGCCCUCUCUGGCCUCCCAGCACCAUCAAGCCCAAGGCCUUCGUCUUCAGCCUUCUAUAGCCCAAAUAGUCCGCACAAACCAGCCCAGCAAUGUAAUGGGCAACAGCAUCUACGGUGGCCAAAUGGGUCACUCCAUGGGUGGUCGCUACCAGGGGGGUUCAGUGGACGUUGAGAGUCGGCUGGUGUACCAGCCUUCCCUGGAUGGACGGUCCAUGCCCCAGGUCCAGGCCAGCCUCAGUUCUGGGGCCCUCUGUCAGCACGGUGGCCGAGGAGGGGUUAUGGAGUCGGGCCUGUUGAAGGAUGAGCUACCCCAACGCCCCUCCUCUGCCUACCGCGCCAGCAGCGGGGGCCCGGGGGGCAUCCGUUACAGCCAGACACCUCAGAUAAGCCGUAGCCAGUCAGCCGCCUACUACCCAGUGUCUGAACACAUACUGGAGCGAGCCAACGCCAUGCCCCCCUGCCAGCUGGGAUCUCCUGAGAUCCCCCACAUGGUGAGACGCCCCGUCAGUGCCAAUACUACUGAGAUGAAGCAGCAUGUGCCCACACCCAGGCCUCUUAUCCAUUCUCAGAGCGUAGGCCUUCGAUUCUCUCCCUCCAGCAACAACAUUUCAACUGGAUCCACCUCAAAUUUAGCGCCCGGUUUCAGGCCUUCCUCUUCCAUUCAGCAGAUGGAGAUCCCCCUGCAAACCACAUAUGAGCGCACUUGUGAUGACAUGUCUCCCAUUUCACCCUCCCAGGGUGGUGGUGGGCUGUAUCCGGGCGAGCCCACCCGCUCUCGAAACACACCCUUCAUGGGCAUCAUAGACAAGACGGCGCGGACUCAGCAGUAUCUGCAUCAACCCUCGCGGUCCAGGGCAAUGACAUCCAUGGACUCUGCCAUUAGCCCCACUUCGCCUGGCCAGCUGGUCCAGCAAGGCUCCACCUACAGUCCCCCCGCCUCACUGGGCAAUAUUGCCUACUACAACAAGACCAACAACGCCCAGAAUGGACACCUGUUGGAGGAGGACUACUACACCCAGUCCCAGCCCCCCUCGCUGGGCAAGCUGGCCAACGGCUCCCGGGGCAGUGGGGACAUCUUGGAGCGGGUCAGCCAGGUGCCCACCUACCCCGAUGUGAAGGUGGCGAGGACUCUGCCCGUGGCACAGGCCUACCAGGACAACAUGUACCGCCAGCUCUCGCGUGACUCCCGGACCCAAGGCCCCACCUCCCCCAUCAAACCAAAGAGACCAUUUGUGGAGUCAAACGUGUGAUGGCCUGUCUGUGAUUGGGUGGUUGAACUGGGCAUGUUAGUGGGAUUGAGAGGAGACAAAUAUUUAGCUCAACAGCAGACGCUGCUGACCCUUGUGUAUGUGACAUGGACGAACUCAUCUUUAAGAACUCAUCAGAGACAGUCAGAGAGAAAACCACACAUUAAGGAUACUAGACAUUAUCUUUAAAACAUAACUAACAGUGAGAAGUAAUUAUUUCCUUAACAUGUUCUGCACACAGGUGGGAUAACAGGAGGGUCCUAAGUUCUGAUCUCAUACUAAAUCAAAGACUAGUGCACUUCCAGAAUGUUGCGUGGCACAAAGUUCCCACAAGUGAACACAACAGGUGGGACCGUAGGAGUGAAAGGACUAAUCAUCGGACUCUACUUGUGGACUUGUAUCCAUCUUCUGUUCUUUCAAAGUGUGCUCUUAACCAAGGUUGCUAGUAGGCUCUAUUCUAUGUAAUACAAUAUUAUAUGUUCAAUACUGUACAUUGCUCAGAAAAUACAAAUGGCUCAACAACUCAGUACUUAGAGAAAAAUGACAAUAUUUAUAAUUAAGUUAUAUAUUGUACAUAGGAAGAAAACAUAGUUUGCGUUUGAAUUGUAUACUGUUAACCCUGCCUUUGUGUCCCACUGCUAGUCACAUGGAUGUGGAAAACCAACCAGGAUAAGGAAUGAGGGACAUUGACCAACUUUGAAUGAUAUAAUUACCUCUAUUGUGUCAAAAUAAAAAUGAUUUUGUCAUGGUUUAAUGAAAGAAAA